This is a messenger RNA of Canariomyces notabilis, 318 nucleotides long. RefSeq lists its product as uncharacterized. The record is from RefSeq and is a predicted model, not a curated record. The transcript is spliced from 7 exons. The coding region runs from base 1 to 318 and encodes 105 amino acids. Gene Ontology annotation, cellular component: cytoplasmic dynein complex. Gene Ontology annotation, molecular function: dynein intermediate chain binding. NCBI's taxonomy places the organism in Eukaryota, Fungi, Ascomycota, Sordariomycetes, Sordariales, Chaetomiaceae. Gene Ontology annotation, biological process: microtubule-based process.
AUGCCGUCCGACGAACCGAAACCAGGCGGGAGCGCCUCUCCUGUCGCGAGGGAGAAGCUUGAAGCCCAGAUCAAGAGUGCCGACAUGACCGAUGAUAUGCAACAAGAGGCCAUCGAAGUGGCUCAGGAAGCCAUGGCCAAGUUUAGCAUUGAGAGGGACAUUGCGCAGCACAUCAAGAAGACGUUCGACGAGCGAAAGGGUCCUACCUGGCAUUGCAUUGUGGGCCGCAAUUUUGGCAGCUUCGUGACGCAUGAGACGAAGCACUUUAUCUACUUUUACCUCGGCCACUGCGCCAUCCUGCUGUUCAAGACACAGUAG